Drosophila busckii is the source of this 871-nucleotide messenger RNA. RefSeq lists its product as uncharacterized. The record is from RefSeq and is a predicted model, not a curated record. The transcript has 2 exons. Lineage: Eukaryota; Metazoa; Arthropoda; Insecta; Diptera; Drosophilidae. Bases 1 to 810 code for a protein of 269 amino acids.
AUGCUAAACAAGAGCCGCAGCUUCGUUUUACUCUGCGCCUGCCUGUCGCUGGCGGCAGCGGAUGUGUCGCACUUGAGCAGCAGCAGCUACUUGCCGCCAGCCCGACCGGAACAAGUGGAGAGCAUGACCAUUGAGCAACAUGAGCUGCGUGAGCUGCCCGAACAAGUGGAGUAUAUGCGUCCCAGCGAGCUUGGCGCCAUGGAGCAGCAGCCCAGCAGCCAAUUGACGCCACCCGUAAUGUCAGAGGCGUCACAGAUGCUCGCCCAACGUUACUUGCCACCCGCAAUGACUCAGGCCCUGCCCAACCGCUAUCUGCCGCCCACACAGACACCACCCAUGAUGGAGGCGCCCAUGAUGAUGCCCGCUGCGCGUUACUUGCCACCCGCACAGCCCGCCAUGCCCGAAAUGCCUGCCACACGUUACUUGCCACCCCCAGCUGAGACCACACCUGAGCUCAUGAUGCAACCCGAGAUGCCAGAGCCAGAGCACGCCAUGGAUAUGAUGCCCACCAUGAUGCCAGAAAUGCAGCCACAAGCAGCGCCCGCCAAUCGGUAUCUGCCGCCCGCUCAGCAGCCAGAGCAGCCGCAGUUCAACUAUCAGCAGUACCAGGAGCAACUGCAACAAGAGCAACAGCAGCAGCAGCAGCAGCAGCAGCAGGAGCAACAAAUGCCCUACAUUCUGGAUGUGCAACAGCCACUCGCGCCCACGGACAUGGAGAUGCCCGCCUUUGAGCCACAGCCAGCACAUGAGCUGCGCAACGAUGGCUACCAUUACAAGGAGGCGCCUGAGGAGCUGCGUCUGCGCCACUGAAGACUCAACUCAGCGCUUUUGUUGUUAAAUGUAUAAAUUAGUAAUUAAUCGAGAGAUUAAA